ACAGGCACAGCCACAGGCACAGGGAAGGAUCCAGAAACAAUUUUAAAAAUGGCAGAAUCUACACAGAAACGACAACAAGCGUACGCAAAGUUCUUGUUUGACAAAGUUAAGAAAGGUGAUAUCACACCUGAGGAGAUGCAGACAAUAAGAGAUUUCAAAGUAGAGUUUUCUAAAGGCGUUUUCUUCAGAGCUGUACCCAGCUCCUUUGCCAUGUAUGCAGUUUAUCGAUAUAGGAGUAAAGGAGGAAUAGUUGGACUUGGAAAAUGUAUCUUUUGUGCAGUUGGUGGACUCUUCUUAGGAUUUGCUUUCACACCUACCCAAAAACUUUGGUCCCAGCAGUUGGAGAGGCACAACAUUACAAGGCAGCAUGUACUGGGCAAAAUAGACAUGAUGCAGAAGAAAAACUUGUCAGAAUUCAAUGAAAUGAUGGAGCAGGAUUGGGAGCAUAUUCCAGCAGAUAAAAUAGAGACUCCGAAAAUACCCAAAUUUGUAGAAAGGAUGGAAACAAAGACAGAUGUUGAGAAUGACACUCAGACAAACCAAGGUUCAACAUUUUUAUUUGGGGCUUCAAAUCAAGAAACUGAUCAAUUGGCCAAUGAAGAGGAAGGAUUAAUGGAAAAAAGAAUGAAAAGAAACAGAAGGAAAAUGAAAGAAGAGUCAAAUACAUCAGAAGGAAUAUCAAAUUCAGGAAAAAGAGUCAACAAAUAUGGAGAUGUUAUUGAAUAAUAUUUUGUGCUUUUGAAAUAAACUUAUGUCUUACAAUACAUAGUUAUCAAAAUGAUAAAAUGAUCGCUGAUACCCUCUAUUAUCAUUUAGUCCUAAUGACUGAGCACAUUUCGUCCUUGACAAAAGUAUACAGGAGUUCAUUGAAGAUUUGAGUGCAUAGUGUUUUAUAAGACAUAAAAAAAUGUAUGAUAACUACGGUAUUUCUCUAUUGUAAUAGUUCUUUUAUGUAUGUUUAAAAGCUUGUUCAAAAGUCAACUAAAUAGAUAAUAAUUCAUAAAUAAAAAUACUGUUAAGUAAGAAAAUGUUGCAUAUGUAAAUCAAUUAUGCAAACUUUGCAUUAAUAUAAAACAAUUUUGACUUGUUUUAAAGCCGUUUUAGUACAGUUUUUCAUUGUAACCAUUGAUGGGGCAAAAGGGCAAACAUAAAGAUGGGAGCUA
This is a messenger RNA of Saccostrea echinata, 1163 nucleotides long. RefSeq lists its product as uncharacterized. The transcript has 9 exons. NCBI's taxonomy places the organism in Eukaryota, Metazoa, Mollusca, Bivalvia, Ostreida, Ostreidae. The record is from RefSeq and is a predicted model, not a curated record. Bases 49 to 726 code for a protein of 225 amino acids.